Aspergillus chevalieri is the source of this 1752-nucleotide messenger RNA. It is a transcript of the gene SUR1, whose product is annotated as C2H2-type zinc finger protein. The transcript is spliced from 5 exons. Gene Ontology annotation, biological process: regulation of transcription by RNA polymerase II; central nervous system development. The coding region runs from base 1 to 1752 and encodes 583 amino acids. Gene Ontology annotation, molecular function: DNA-binding transcription factor activity, RNA polymerase II-specific; RNA polymerase II cis-regulatory region sequence-specific DNA binding. Lineage: Eukaryota; Fungi; Ascomycota; Eurotiomycetes; Eurotiales; Aspergillaceae. Gene Ontology annotation, cellular component: nucleus. The record is from RefSeq and is a predicted model, not a curated record.
AUGGCUCAGAACAAGGACGACUACUGCCUUGAGUGCCAUUGGGAGGGUUUCCGCCUCGAUGGCAAAGAGUCUAACGAUACAUCAGACCCCAAGGAGAAAGAGCCUGAGCCUGUCUGCCCCGGAGAGGAACAUCAUACCUUGUCCCGGUGCGAUGUGGAUGAGACUUGCUGCGAGGUGGAUGACUGUGCGGAUAACUGUUCCAUCACUUGUCCGUCGGUAUGCGAUGGAUUCGUUGAUUGCGAUCAAUCUGAUGCGUGUUCCGUAUCACAUUGCGAUGAUAACUGCAGGAGUGACGAACCUGUGUGUUUUGAAGACCACUGCUUCGAUGGAACCGAGAACAAUGCCGACCACGGCUUGGAAUCGUUUUUAGGGCUGAGUGCCCCCUUGAAUCUGGAGACGAGUGAUCUUCUCUCCUCGACUCUUGAGCACAGUCAGCUUGAGCAGUCAAAGCACACAGACCCCCCGGCUCCGGCUAACAUAGGCCCUUCUUCUCACCACCCUAAUCCUAUCGACUCGUCCUCCUUCCUUCCCCCGUACUCGUCUACCCCAGCGGCUCAUUGCCACUCGCAUGUUCCGAAUCACUUCAAUAACUGUCAUUUUCAUCACUCGGUGCAUCCGUCGUAUCCUGUGCAGAAUGGAGUUAACCCGGCGGAUGUUUUCCACAUGCUGGGCAUGUGUCCGGACCUGUCGAGUUGCCCGAUCCCAGAAGAGCAACACUGUCAGCACAAUUACCACCUGAAUGACACAUCGGCCUUCUUCUCAUGCUUUCACGCCGAAAACCAUCACCUCAAUCACACUACCCAUAAUAAUAAUGUCGACACCAAUACCACCACCAACAAUGAUAGCAACUGUCACCAUCAUCACCGCCACCAACCAAAACCGGUCAACGCGGGCGGUCGUGCCCCAGCUAAAGGACCCUGCCGUUCUCACCAUCGCUGUCGUAUCCACGCCCACGGCCAUGCCCACCCAUACUCUCCCUACUUGCGACAAUCUCGAUCGAGCAUCAGUUCCCAUUUGAUCUCCAGUCCGGGCGAGACCCCUCCGCCACUAGAUGGCGGCGCCUCAUCCGUGAUCACCAGCCCAGAGUUCUCUCCUGUUGAUCGGGAGAUUCACGUCUGCAAAUGGACAACCACCCUUCACGGAAUUAAACAUUCUUGCGGGGCUACGUUUGCCGAUUCAGGUGCUCUCCAGAGGCAUCUCAUCUCCGGCCAUAUGUCCACCGUGGAUGGAGCUAAGGGUAAUGGUUACUAUUGCUGCUGGGAGGGGUGUCACCGACCGAACGAGCCGUUUUCACAAAAGUCAAAGCUUCAGGGGCAUUUUUUGACGCAUAGCAACUAUAAAAACUUUAAAUGUUCCGUCUGCGGCAAGGUGUUUGCCCGACAAGCCACUUUAGACAGGCACGAACGAAGCCACCGGGGCGAGAAGCCGUACAAGUGCACAGAUUGUGGGAAGACGUUUACCGACAGCAGUGAACUGAAAACCCAUUCGCGGACACACACUGGAGAAAAGCCAUUUAAAUGCACUUACCCUGGGUGCAAUUUCCAAACUGGCGAUUCCUCCAAUAUGUCAAGCCACCGCCUCACACACGGCGAACGACGACACAAGUGUCACUUCUCGGGGUGUAGUAAGAGCUUUACACGACCUGAUCAACUCAAACGACACAUUAAAUCCACACACAAGGAAGAAAUGCCGCCUUUUUCCACAUCACCCGGGACUGAUGAAUUCGCGCUUUCGUACGGGAUAAUCGCUUAG